AUGGUGCUCAAUAACUCCACCGAUCUAUCUCUCUGCAUAUGUAUACUGAAUAACUCCUCCGAAACUCCGAACAACACUCAUUGGCCCCAUGCAACUGAAAAAAAGUCUUUCAUCAUUAAAAACCAGAGGAAAAUACCCACACUUCAAAAUCCAUCCUUGGUUUUCGUUAACCUGGUGAUUGUAAUUGCUACUAUGGUUUCACCUGCUCCAUUAGCCGAGGCUCGAGCCUUCUUUGUUUUUGGUGACUCACUCGUUAAUAAUGGCAACAUUUACUUAGCCACUACUGCCCGUGCUGAUUCUCCACCAUACGGCGUUGAUUAUCCAACGCACAGACCGACAGGCCGCUUCUCCAAUGGCUUAAACCUCCCUGGCAUUAUCAGUGAGCAAAUUGGCUCGGAGCCUACAUUGCCUUACUUGAGCCCUGAUCUCCGUGGCCAAAAACUACUCGUUGGUGCCGACUUCGCCUCCGCCGGGAUCGGUAUCUUAAACGACACUGGAAUUCAGUUUGUCAACAUAAUAAGGAUGUUCAGACAAUUUGAGUACUUUCAAGAAUAUCAGAGAAGAGUUACUGAGAUAGUAGGACAACAACAGGCACAGCGGCUAGUAAACCAAGCACUGAUUCUCAUCACACUAGGCGGCAAUGACUUCGUUAACAACUAUUUCUUGGUACCUCUGUCAGAUAGAUCACGCCAAUUUUCUCUUCCGGAAUACUACCGCUAUCUCAUUUCCGAAUACCUGAAAAUCCUCCUGAGAUUGUAUGAAUUAGGCAGUCGGCGGGUCCUGGUGACCAGUACCGGACCAUUAGGCUGCGUCCUGGCUGAGCUAGCCAUGCGGAGCAGGAACUGGGAAUGUGUGCCGGAGAUCCAACGAGUAGCAAACAUAUUCAACCCUUUACUUGUCCCGUUAAUCCAACAACUCAACUCCCAGCUCGGUUCUGACGUUUUCGUUUCGGCCAAUGCCUUUUCAAUGAACAUGGACUUCAUCUCCAACCCUCAAAGAUUCGGUUUCGUGACAUCAAAGGUAGCAUGUUGUGGACAAGGACCCUACAAUGGACUAGGAUUGUGCACCAGAUUGUCAAAUCUGUGCCCCAACCGCGACGUCUACGCCUUAUGGGACAGUUUCCACCCGACUGAGAGAGCCAAUCGCUUCAUCGUUCAGCAAUUCAUGGUAGGAUCUACUCGGUACAUGAAUCCAAUGAACCUAAGCACCAUCAUGGCCAUGGAUUCAACCACCUCAUAA
Messenger RNA from Hibiscus syriacus, 1239 nucleotides. Its product is annotated as GDSL esterase/lipase At4g28780-like. The transcript has 6 exons. Gene Ontology annotation, molecular function: hydrolase activity, acting on ester bonds. Bases 1 to 1239 code for a protein of 412 amino acids. The record is from RefSeq and is a predicted model, not a curated record. NCBI's taxonomy places the organism in Eukaryota, Viridiplantae, Streptophyta, Magnoliopsida, Malvales, Malvaceae.